Mesitornis unicolor (brown roatelo) is the source of this 548-nucleotide messenger RNA. It is a transcript of the gene ENKUR, whose product is annotated as enkurin, TRPC channel interacting protein. The transcript has 3 exons. Gene Ontology annotation, cellular component: acrosomal vesicle. NCBI's taxonomy places the organism in Eukaryota, Metazoa, Chordata, Aves, Mesitornithiformes, Mesitornithidae. The record is from RefSeq and is a predicted model, not a curated record. Gene Ontology annotation, molecular function: calmodulin binding. The annotation marks the transcript as partial.
GGAAAAAAGAAGAUGAUAGUAAGAAAUUGCCUGUAUUAUCAGUGCCACGGAGGACAGAUCAACCUGUUACGGGAAUUCAGAGUAAAAAGAAUUUUAUAAAUACAAAUGCAGUUGCUGUUAUCAAGGGAUUGCCUAAAAAGCCUCGACCUAUUUGUGUUGAUACAAGACAUGGAGAUAAAUAUCUGCUUGAAAACUCAGGACUUGUUCCCAAGUAUACUAAAAAAAAGGAUUAUGGUGUUACACCAAAAUAUGUAACACAGAGAAAUGAGGAAAUGAAGAGAGCUCAAGAAGAAUAUGAGGCCAGUGUCUUGGAGCAUCUCAAGAAAAAUGCCAUGAAGCGGCUAUCUGAUGAAGAGAGGAAAAGUCUUCUUGAGGGGCUGAAAAAGAACUGGGAUGAAGUGUAUCGUAAAUAUCAGAGACUCCCAGUACAAACAUACACCAUAUCCAAGAAGAUGAAUAAAGAAAAGCUGGAAUUACAGAUGAAACAACUGGAGCAUGACAUCGGAGUAACUGAGAAGCAUGAAGUUAUCUACAUUGCAAAUGAGUAA